AUGCUCCACCGUUUCCCCCAUUUAUCUCCCCCCACGUCUCCCCUCUUUCCCCUCUCUGCCAAUUGCCCCCCGUGCCCCACCCCUUUUCCCCCUGUGCUCGAUGCGAAGUCCUUGAUCCCCCUAUGCUCCGCCUCUUCCCUUGGUGCACCUUUCCCCCAAACACUCCCCCUCAUUCGUCCCUGUUCCAUUUGGCCCUCCCCAUGCCCCCCCUCUUUCUCCCCUGUGCCCCUUUCCCCCAUGCUCCCCUUCUCUCCCCUCUGUGCCGCUUUCGGCCCAUGCUCCCCCUCUUUUCCCCCCUGCCCCUUUCCCCCCAUGCUCCCCUUCUUUCCCCCCUAUGCCCCUUUCCCCCUAUGCUCCCCUCCUUCUCCCUGUGCCCCUUUCCUCCCAUGCUCCCCCUAUGCUCCCCGUCACGCCACGCCCCACGCCACAGAUGUCGGAGGAGGUCAUCUGGGAGCUCUUCGUGCAGGCGGGGCCUGUCGUCCCAUUGCCAUCCCCUCUCCCGCUCUCCUCUUUCCUCACUCCUCUCCCAGGUGCCUCAUGCAUGCACGCACCGCAUUUCCCCCCCUCUCCAAAUCGUCUUGUCCCCCUCUGAACGUGUAUGUGCCCAAGGAUCGAGUGACGGGGCAGCACCAGGGGUACGGCUUUGUGGAGUUCCGCUCCGAAGAGGAUGCCGACUAUGUGCGUGCGGGGCGGGGCUUUCAUGAGUGGGGGGGAGAUGCGUGGUGCCAGGAUCGCCGCACCGUGGACGUUGGUGCCAACCUCUUCAUCGGCAACCUGGAUCCCGACGUGGAUGAGAAGGUGCUAUACGACACCUUCAGUGCCUUCGGUGUCAUCGUCACCAACCCCAAGGUGCGACCCCCGAACCCCAAGAUCAUGAGGGAUACGGAGAGUGGCAACUCCAAGGGCUUUGGGUUCAUCAGCUACGAUUCAUUUGAGGCGUCUGAUGCUGCCAUUGAGGCAAUGAACGGGCAGUACCUGUGCAACAGGGCCAUCUCGGUGUCGUAUGCCUUCAAGAAGGACACCAAGGGGGAAAGACACGGCACCCCUGCAGAGCGACUGCUGGCAGCCAACAACCCGUCCACCACGCGCCAUCGCCCCCACACCAUGUUUGCUGCCGCUCCCCCCUCCGCCCCCCCUCCUCCCCCCCCCUCUCGCCCACCUCCACCUUCCGUCCCCCCUGCUGCUGGCGCCCCUCCCCCUCCUCGCCCAUACACCUCUCCCGCUCCCCCUGCCCCCCCGCCUGCACCUUCCCCUUACCGCCCCCCUCCUCCCCCAUCCUAUGGCGGUGCAGGCGCGUCCCCUGCUCCCCCUUACUACCCCCCUCCCCAGAUGCGCCCUCCACCUCCGUCCCAACAGUACCCCCCCCACCAGAUGCCACCUCCUCCUCCCCAGCACUGGCAGCAGAACCAGCCCCCGCCCCCUCCCCAGCACUAUGCCCCCCCGCCUCGCAUGCCCCCCCCUCCCCACCAUGGCGGAGCACCAGGGGGGGGCUAUGGUCCCCCGCCCCCCCAUGGGGGAGCACCAGGAAGGGGCUAUCCCCCCCCUCCCUCCCAUGGGGGAGCACCGGGGGGAGGAUAUCCCCCCCCUCCCCCUCAGGGCGGAGCACCAAGGGGGGGCUACCCUCCCCCUCCCCGCUACCCCACUCCUGGCGGCCCUCCCCCCUCCUAUCCCCCGCCUGGCCAGGGUUACGCCAUGCCUCCUCCUCCCCCUCAGCCCCACCAAGGGGGGUGGCGGCCGGGGCAACCUCCCCCUCCCCCUGCGCCUGGUGCAGGGGGGGCAGGUGGGGGUGGGCCAGGGCCAAACGUGGCUGUUCCUCCUCCGCCCCGACCACCCAUGGGGGGAGCUCCUCCUGGGGCAAGUGUGCUUGGGGCCGCCCCGGGGACAUAA
Messenger RNA from Closterium sp. Naga37s-1, 1887 nucleotides. The record is from the annotation of a GenBank genome assembly. NCBI's taxonomy places the organism in Eukaryota, Viridiplantae, Streptophyta, Zygnematophyceae, Desmidiales, Closteriaceae.